AUGUGUUGCAUUAAUUAACAUAAUUAUAUAAAAAGUGUGUGUAUAUAUAUAACAAGUGGAAGAAAAAUCAGAAGAAGAAAUAGCAGAAAGUCCUUUCACUUUCUUUGUCUCUUUUGAGUUUUUGACUGUUUACAAUCCCUUUCUUCUCUAAGGUUGGCAUGGGUUGUAAGUUUUCAAAAUAUUCAACAUGCUGUUGGGGUAGUGAGCAAAGUGGUGGUGGUGGUGGUGUUCAGGUUCCCGGGGCGAAUAUUGAUGAAAAUGAAAACAAUAAUAUUGAGGGAAAUGGCUCGCUGUCGUUUCGUGAAUAUACGAUUGAUCAGCUUAGGAAGGCCACCUCUGGGUUUGCGGUAGAUAAUAUUGUUUCUGAGCAUGGAGAAAAGGCUCCAAAUGUUGUUUUUAAAGGGAAACUUGAAAAUCAAACGCGAAUUGCCAUCAAACGGUUCAAUAAAUCAGCCUGGCCAGACGCCCAUCAAUUUUUGGAAGAGGCCAAAGCUGUUGGUCAGCUAAGGAGCCCAAAAUUGGCAAAUCUGCUUGGAUGUUGCUCUGAAGGUGAUGAGAGGUUGCUUGUAUCAGAAUAUAUGUCCAAUGAUACUUUGGCAAAGCACUUGUUCCAUUGGGAAACUCAGCCCAUGAAAUGGGCAAUGCGACUUAGAGUUGCUUUAUACCUUGCCCAAGCUCUAGAGUACUGUACCAACAAAGGACGGGCUCUAUAUCAUGAUCUAAAUGCUUACAGAGUUCUUUUUGAUGAUGACUUCAAUCCUAAACUUUCAUGCUUCGGUUUGAUGAAAAACAGUCGAGAUGGGAAAAGUUAUAGUACGAAUUUGGCAUUUACACCACCUGAAUACCUCAGGACAGGUAGAGUGACCCCAGAGAGUGUAACUUAUAGCUUUGGGACCCUUUUGCUUGACCUUCUCAGUGGAAAACAUAUUCCUCCAAGCCAUGCCCUUGACCUGAUCAGGGACAGGAACCUUCAGAGUCUAACAGACUCAUGUUUAGAAGGACAAUUUUCAGAUGACGAGGGGACUGAAUUAGUUCGUCUAGCCUCACGAUGUUUACAAUCUGAACCGCGAGAGCGUCCUAAUCCAAGGUCACUGGUCACUGCUCUAAUACCUUUACAAAAGGAUUCUGAGGUCCCUUCUCAUGUGCUGAUGGGUAUACCUGAUGCCGAUGGUAGUGCCGCUUUUCCCCUUACUCCACUUGGGGAAGCUUGUCUACGCAGGGAUCUGACAUCCCUACACGAGGUGCUGGAGAAAAUAGGGUAUAAAGAUGACGAGGGUGCAGCUACGGAGCUUUCGUUCCAAAUGUGGACCAACCAGAUGCAGCAAACAUUAGACUCGAAGAAGAAAGGAGAUGCCGCUUUUCGGCAGAAGGACUUCAAAAAUGCAAUCGAUGGCUACACCCAGUUUAUUGAAGUUGGAAGCAUGACUUCUCCAACAAUUUACGCGCGCCGUAGUCUGUCGUAUCUCUUCAGCAACAUGCCAAAUGAAGCACUUGGUGAUGCAAUGCAGGUGCAAAUGAUAUCUCCUAUUUGGCACCUCGCAUUUUAUUUACAAGCUGUUGCUCUUUUGGCACUGGGAAGGAAGAAUGAAGCCCAAGUGGCACUUAAAGAAGGUUCUUCACUUGAAACUAAUAAGAGCACAAAUUAAUUGAGGUGGUUUGGUUACCCGAAUCUUGAAUAUAACUUUUACAUAGAAAAAAGCUGUUGGUUUUUCUCAAUGUUUGUGCGCAAAUGUACAUUGUGGUUAUUAAGGUUUAUUUAUACUUGUGCAUGCUUAGAAGCAUUCUUUUGCACAGACUAGAGUCACCUCCCAGAGUCAUAUAUUUGCAGUAGGAUUCUUGUUUAGCCACCUCUAUGUUAGUAGAAGCAUAAAGAUGGAACAUAUCGUCGUCGAUUAUGAGCUGAAGAGUGAAAGCAACUUUUAGAAGAGAGGUGUGUUUGUAAAGGGUUCAUCUGUCUGUUUAUGUUGGGGAAAUAUUGUUAUGCUUGUAAUUUAUUGUACAGAAGAACAAUUUGGUUAUGACAUGACUUUUGUGAUAUUGAUAUAUUCAUUUUCCUUCUAAUAAAUUAUUUACUUUUUGUAAA
Molecule: messenger RNA, 2083 nt
Organism: Vicia villosa (hairy vetch)
Lineage: Eukaryota; Viridiplantae; Streptophyta; Magnoliopsida; Fabales; Fabaceae
Product: serine/threonine-protein kinase BSK7-like
Exons: 11
Coding region: 159-1646 (495 amino acids)
Biological process (GO): brassinosteroid mediated signaling pathway; protein phosphorylation
Molecular function (GO): protein binding; protein kinase activity; ATP binding
Source: RefSeq, a predicted model, not a curated record